Molecule: messenger RNA, 973 nt
Organism: Camellia sinensis
Lineage: Eukaryota; Viridiplantae; Streptophyta; Magnoliopsida; Ericales; Theaceae
Source: RefSeq, a predicted model, not a curated record
AUGGAAGUGCACCUGGCCAUUUUCCCUCAAGACCUACUGACGGUGUUGGAUGUGUCCAAGCCCAACGGAGCUGGAGUUGCUACUUCUUCCACUGUUCUGACCACUCCAGUUCCUGUGCCUGCCUCCACACAAUCUGCUCCUGUUGUUUCAACUCCUUCUAGAGUUACUCGGGCCACCUCAGAAGCAUUCUCCAUGCUCUCUUGCAGAAAACCUAACAACGUUGAGGAGAUCUUGAAAAUAUCAAUCAAACCUGGUUGGAAAAAGGGCACAAGAAUCACUUUCCCUGAGAAGGGCAGCCAAGAGCAGCCCAGGAUCACCCCUGGAGAUCUUAUAUUUGUAGUAGACGAGAAACCUCAUGCUGUUUUCAAUAGGGAUGGAAAUGAUCUGAUUGUCAAUCAGAGCAUAUCUUUGUUGGAGGCUCUUACAGGGAAGACUCUUGAUCUAACUACCCUUGAUGGAAGGAAUAUAACUGUCCUGAUUACGGAUAUUAUCAAACCGAGCCAUGAAGUGGUGAUCCCAAAUGAAGGAAUGCCCAUGUCAAAAGAACCCGGAAAGAAAGGAAACUUGAGGAUUAAGUUUGAUGUUAAAUUCCCGACAAGCCUCGCUGAAGAACAAAAAUCUGAUCUGAAGAGGGUGCUGGGAGGGAAUGAGGGUUGAAGAUUAUCAUUAACACUGACAGUUUAAGUGCAAUUGGAUGUAAAUAUGUAACAUAUUCAUCAUUAUGGAGAAAAAUAUGUGCAUAGUAGGAAUAUAGAUUCAAGUGUUAUUGGCUUUGUGAAAAACAAAGCUCGUUUAGCUACUUAGCCACAGGGUAGUAACUUUGAUCUUCCAUGUGAAAUUUGUAAGUAAUUAUUGAUGGUCCUUGCAUUUGGAUUAAAAUGAUAAAAAGUUGUGUUCCUUUUGUUUGUUGUAAUUAUUCUUUGUACAGAACUCUGCGCUAGAUACUGUUAAUGUAUGUAUUUAGUUUUGGUAA